CCUUACUGUGGAGACCGACAUAACAGAUCAAGCAGCAAAUUCAACAUCCACAAAGAAGGAAUCCUAGCCACAAUGGCGUCUGGAUACAACAGCUAUCUCUUGACCAACCUUGAAACUGAAAGCCAAGGCCCCAGAGAUUCACAAAUGAGACUUGUCUUACUGGGUAAGACUGGAUCAGGAAAAAGUGCAACUGGGAACAGCAUUCUGGGAAGGACUGAGUUUUGUUCUAGCCUUUCAGCUAAGUCCGUCACCAAGACCUGUGAGAAAGGAAGUUUCAGGUGGAAUGAGAGAGAACUAGUUGUCGUGGACACUCCAGGCAUCUUUGACACCGAGGUGCCCGAUGAGAACACCAGGAAGGAGAUUGCCCGUUGCCUCCUCUUGACUUCCCCGGGCCCUCACGCCCUGCUUCUGGUGGUCCCACUGGGACGUUACACCGAAGAAGAGCAUAAGGCCACAGAGAAGAUGCUGGAAAUGUUUGGAGAGAGAGCUAGAAAGUACAUGGUUCUCCUCUUCAGUCGGAAGGAUGACUUGGAUGACCUAGAGUUUCAGGAGUACUUAGGGGAAGCUCCUAAAGUCCUUCUAGACCUGAUGAGCAAGUUUGGUAAUCGUUACUGUCUGUUCAAUAACAGAGCAAAAGGAGCUGAGCAAGAAGCCCAGAGGGCACAGCUGGUGGCCCUGGUCGAUCGGGUGGUGAUGGAGAAUGGAGGAACAUGCUACACUAAUGAGAUGUACCAAAAGGCUGAGCAGGAGAUUCAGAAACAAGUCCGACUAAAACAGCAACGUUACAGAGCAGAAUUUGAGCGAGAGAAAGCUGAGAUAAUAGAGAAGUAUGAAGAAAGAAUCAGAACAUUGGAAGAUAAACUAGAGCAGCGGGAGAAACAGGCUGAAAUGGAGAGGAAAUUGGAAGAAAAGAAGCUAUUUUAUGAAUCAAAGCAAAAAAAUGCCAGACAUGAAUUUGAGAGUCAGAAUCUGAUGGACAUUCUUGAACAAAUCAUGAAGGCACUGAAAACUGUCUCCUCAUUUUUCAAAGAUUUUUUUAAGGAUAAGUAAAUGUAUUCAAAGCUAUCUCUGUUUCCUGUGUAUCUUCUGGCUACUCUGCUCCAUAGAAGUCAUUCACCAAAGAAAGAGUGUUUCUCCUUUCCUUUACGGUCUCACAUAUAAGGGGAAAGUCCAGUAGACAGGACAAUUAGCAAGUGUUUGGUAUAUUCAGAAGUGUCUCAACAAUAAUCACUUUUCUUGGGAAACCCUUGCCCCCCAAACUGCGUUAUUCCUCACCAGGAUUACUCUUUCCCGGGGUGGGAGUGUGAUGAGCUUACCUGCAAAAUUCUGUCCUCACAGAGGGGGAAUUGUGUUGAUUGCUGUUAUUAAAAUAAAAGUAUUGUUCUUUCACAGUG
Sorex fumeus (smoky shrew) is the source of this 1394-nucleotide messenger RNA. RefSeq names its product GTPase IMAP family member 4-like. The record is from RefSeq and is a predicted model, not a curated record. Gene Ontology annotation, molecular function: GTP binding. The coding region runs from base 73 to 1050 and encodes 325 amino acids. The transcript has 3 exons. NCBI's taxonomy places the organism in Eukaryota, Metazoa, Chordata, Mammalia, Eulipotyphla, Soricidae.